AUGUCAUUCAAGGCAGACGGGCCCAAAGUUCGUCCCGAGCGAGUAAAACCGCCGCCGCGACCCCCUUCUCCUCCCACAGAAGCACAUCCCAAUCCACCAUCAUGGCCGUCGCGCCGCUCCUCGACCUCGUCCACCACCUCGUUCCACUCCGCGCACUCGGUGCAGCAGCAAAAGCAAGACCGCUUCUCCCCGGCCGAGGAGUCCCGCAUGCUAUCCCUCUCCAACGACCUGAAAACACAAGCAAACACCUUCUUCUCCCGUCAAGACUAUGAGUCGGCCAUCCAGACCUACGAGCGCGCACUGGCGGAACUGCCGCGGUAUUUGGACUACGAGAUGGCCGUGCUGCAAAGUAAUAUCGCGGCUUGCCACUUGAAGCUCGAUCAGUGGAAGGAUGCGGUCGAACGUUGCGAGAGAGGGCUAGACGGCUUGGAACGAGAAUUGCCGACCAAGAAGAAAAAGACAGACAAGGCAAAGAAAGGAGGCACAGGGAAGAAGAGCACUGGAGCGAAGAAAUCGUCCUCGACGCGACAAACAAAUGGCAAGAGUGAGAAUGGGCGGUUGAAUUCAGACACUGAGUCAGAGGACGACGAAGGGCCAUCACCACCGCAGCCCGCAGACCAAGCGAAAUCCGAGGCACAAGAUGACACCGUCGUCGAACUCCCCUCGGACGAGGAGGACGAGUCCGCGGCCCUGAAAAAUCUCCAGCUCUCAGACACGAAGAAAGCCGACAUCACACGGAUCCGCGUCAAGCUGCUGCUCCGCCGCGCCCGGGCGAGGUCAAACAUGUCCAUACCACCACCACCUGCAUCCAAAGAUUCUCCUUCGCCGCCGUCAAAACCCUCCUCCUCCACCUCCGCUCCAUUCUCAGCCUGGUCCAACCUCAGCUCCGCGCUCGAAGACUACAAACUCCUCUCCUCAACCCCUCAAUACUGGGAGACAUUGCCCAUGUCCGACAAAAGAACCGUCCGCGACGCGCUGGUCCUGCUCCCUCCCAAGAUCGAAGACGCCAAGCAGAAGGAAGUCGGCGAGAUGAUGGGCAAACUCAAGGACCUGGGCAACGGGAUAUUGAAACCGUUUGGUCUGAGUACCGAUAUGUUCAAGGUCGUGCAGGGCGAGGGAGGCGGGUAUAGUCUGAGUUUUGACGGGGGAAGUGGAGGGGGAGGGACAGGAAAGAAAGGUUGA
This is a messenger RNA of Fonsecaea multimorphosa CBS 102226, 1182 nucleotides long. RefSeq lists its product as uncharacterized. The transcript has a single exon. Gene Ontology annotation, molecular function: protein binding. The record is from RefSeq and is a predicted model, not a curated record. The coding region runs from base 1 to 1182 and encodes 393 amino acids. NCBI's taxonomy places the organism in Eukaryota, Fungi, Ascomycota, Eurotiomycetes, Chaetothyriales, Herpotrichiellaceae.